AUGGAGCCCCGCAAAACCCCUCCGGAGUACUUUCUGGAGAUCUUCGCCGACACAACAACAGUGCGCGAUGUAUUAAAAGGCGUCCUGAAUCUCAUCUUCUUCCACCGAUACUUCCCCUCCACUCGACCGACCACAUUCGAUGUCCUAGACUUCACAUUGCCGGCAAUCAACGACGCAGAUCUGGAGACAUUAAUCGAGGCGCGCGUUAGUGCUCUCGUGCGACAGCAUCUCUCUUCUGCGGCAGGGACACCGGACGGGAAGAGUACCGGCGGAGGAGGUGUUCGGGGCCGAAUCGCGGUAGAGUUCUAUGAGAAGAAGAGGAGGCGUUCGGGUCUUUGGUUCGGUGGGUUAGCAGGGAAGGCGGAGGAGGAGGUAUGUUGGGAGAUUUGGACUUUGGAUGUUACUAUUGCUACGCCGAGGACGGAAUCAGAGCGAGCAAAGGUUCGGAAAGCAAUGGGGAAUAUGCUUCAGAAGGCUGCGCUUAAGAUUCUUUCUGUUGUUAAUAAGGACAAGGAUCAUAUUCCGCCUAUUACGACUAGUGAUUCGAAUCCGUUCCCGUAUCGAAUUGUUGUUAAUCCGAGGACUGAUGGGUGGGGAAAUCGGAUUGGGCUUUAUUGA
Penicillium angulare is the source of this 618-nucleotide messenger RNA. Its product is annotated as autophagy-related protein 101. The transcript has 3 exons. Gene Ontology annotation, cellular component: phagophore assembly site. Bases 1 to 618 code for a protein of 205 amino acids. Gene Ontology annotation, biological process: autophagy; autophagosome assembly. Lineage: Eukaryota; Fungi; Ascomycota; Eurotiomycetes; Eurotiales; Aspergillaceae. The record is from RefSeq and is a predicted model, not a curated record.